Molecule: messenger RNA, 2161 nt
Organism: Raphanus sativus (radish)
Lineage: Eukaryota; Viridiplantae; Streptophyta; Magnoliopsida; Brassicales; Brassicaceae
Product: receptor-like serine/threonine-protein kinase At4g25390
Exons: 1
Coding region: 126-1994 (622 amino acids)
Biological process (GO): protein phosphorylation
Molecular function (GO): protein kinase activity; ATP binding
Source: RefSeq, a predicted model, not a curated record
AUUAACUACUGUGUGACCACAAACAUUUCCUAACAGCUCAUCUUCAAUGUGUUCCUAAAAAAAAGAAGAAAAUUCAUAAAUAAAUAUCUUCCGGUUUAUGGUUCCGCUUCGACCAAUCAAACCUUAUGCCGUCGCGAGCAAUCCCGUCGCCGUCACCGGCGACCCAACCGUCGUCAACUCACCGUGACUCAACCACUCGCAUCUCCGCGCCGCUCAUAGCCGCCGGCGUGGGCCUCUCUCUCUUCUUCACCCUCUCCCUCUGUUUCUGCAAAUCCAACAACCGCAAACGCCGCUCCUCCGCCGCGGUGGUCUCCUCCUCCACGCCGCCUCAGAGACCUCCCCUCCAAGAAUUCUCCUACACCACUCUCCGGAGAGCCACCGCCUCCUUCUCCCCGGAGAACAAGCUAGGUCAAGGCGGAUUCGGCUCCGUGUUCCGCGGCGCCUUACCUUCCGGCGGCGGUAGCGUCGCCGUCAAGGUGAUGGACUCGGGAUCUCUCCAGGGAGAGAGGGAGUUUCAGAACGAGCUCUUCUUCGCCGGCAAACUCGAUUCCUCUUCUCCUCACGUGGUCUCCGUCGUCGGAUUCUCGCGCGACCUGAAACGGCGCCGUCUCGCUCUCGUCUACGAGAUGAUGGAGAACGGUAACCUCCAGGACGCGCUUCUCCGCCGCAAGGCCCCCGAGCUGAUGGAGUGGAAGCGGCGGUUCCUCGUGGCGGUCGACGUCGCGAGAGGGAUCGAGCAUCUCCACGGAUUGGAUCCGCCGGUGAUUCACGGCGAUUUGAAGCCGAGUAACGUUCUGUUGGAUCGCGGAUUCAAUGCUAAGAUCGCUGAUUUUGGUUUAGCGAGGUUGAAGUUAGAGCAAGUGGCGGUUACGGUGGGGCCCGAGAGUGAAUCUGUAGAGAGUGUGAUGACUAAUGGUACUGAGUAUGAUGUGGAGUCUAACUUUGGAUUAACUGAUCAGUCUCCGGUGAGUGUUUGUAAGGUUAAUGAGUCCCCGGUGCCUAUGACGUCACCGGAGACGACGAUGACGAGUGUCUCUGUUUCUCCAGAGAUGGAGGUGGUGAGAAGAAAUGGGAAGGAGAUUGAGAAUAAAGAUUGGUGGUGGAAGCAAGAAGGCAAUGGUGAUGGUGGUGGUGGUGGAGGAGGGAAUGUGAAGGACUAUGUGAGGCAGUGGAUUGGAUCUGAAGUGAAGAAGGAGUGGAUUGCUGAAACCUCUGAAGCAGCUUCGUUGUCGAGUGGCAAGAUGGAGAAGAAGAAGAGUAGCAAGAGACUAGAGUGGUGGCUCUCGUUAGAUGAGGAUAAGAAGAAGAAGAGAGAAUGGUGGAAGGAUGAGUAUCGGAAAGAGUUAGCUAAGAGAGUGAGGAAGAAGAAGAAGAAGAAGAAGAAUACUUUGGAGUCUGAGUUUCAAAGCGAUGAUGUGAGUAGCAGUAACAGUAUUACAAGCAGCAGCAUAGAUUGGUGGUUAGACGGGUUAACCGGUGAGCAGUGGAGAGCGCGGCGGAAAAACAGCCGCGAUUCAGCUAAGAGCUGCGGGGUGAGUAGCACGCCGAGCAUGAGAGGGACGAUGUGUUACGUUGCUCCGGAGUGUUGUGGUGCUAACAACAUAGACGACGUUUCUGAGAAGUGUGAUGUGUAUAGCUACGGAGUUCUGCUGUUAGUCCUGGUCUCGGGACGGCGUCCCCUGGAUGUGUCGGGACCGGCGUCUGAGAUCAUACAGCGCGCGAAUCUCAUGUCGUGGGCGCGGAAACUCGCCAGGAGAGGUAGACUCGGCGAUCUGGUUGAUGAGAAGCUGCGGUUUUUGGAUCAGGAACAAGCGGUUUUGUGCAUUAAGGUGGCGCUUCAGUGUCUGCAGAGAUCACCGGUCUCGCGACCUUCUAUGAAAGAUGUUUUAGGGAUGCUUACAGGAGCGAUGAGCCCACCGGAGUUGCCUAGAGAGUUCUCACCAUCGCCGCAGUCUCAGUUCCCGUUCAAAACACGAAGGAAGCAGCGUCGAUAAAGCGUUUUUCGGUUUUGGUGAUAGAGAACUUUACUGGUAUAUUAUUUAUUGACUUAGAACAUGUGUUUGAUGUCUUGUUUCUGUAGUUACAUGUUUGCGAUGUACGGUACAACACUGUCUUUGUCAGUAUUGUUUAGUGUUAAGCCACUGUCUUAGCUCUGCUGUUC